Molecule: messenger RNA, 1841 nt
Organism: Pomacea canaliculata
Lineage: Eukaryota; Metazoa; Mollusca; Gastropoda; Architaenioglossa; Ampullariidae
Product: arylsulfatase B-like
Source: RefSeq, a predicted model, not a curated record
CCGGUCGGCCCUGACACACAGGUCGUCACAAUACAUGCUGACUGUCACAGGUGAGACAUUGAAUGGUGUGUCUACGGAGCAGACCAAGAUGCCUGGAGGAAAGCAUCAAUCGUGUCUCUGGAUUAUUUUGCUGACUUUUGGGGUUCGUCAGACUGUGGAUGCAAAACCACCCAACAUCAUCUUUAUGGUUGCCGACGAUCUUGGUUGGAAUGACGUGGGGUUCAACAACCCCGACAUCAUCAGCCCCAACCUCAACAAGCUGGCGGCAGAGGGUGUCAUUCUCAAUCAGUCCUACGUGCAGCCAGUGUGCACCCCAUCACGAAAUGCCUUUUUAAGUGGAUAUUACCCAUUUCGCUCAGGUCUUCAGCACAUGGUCAUCCUGCCCCAGCAAGCAGUGUGUGCUCCACUCAACCGCACCUUCCUGCCACAAGAACUCAAGAAGCUGGGCUACGCCACCCACGCCGUAGGAAAGUGGCAUCUCGGAUUUUGCAACUGGAACUGCACUCCUACAUUUCGUGGGUUUGACACUUUCUACGGUUUCUACAACGGCCAGGAAGACUAUUAUGCAUACGAAGUGUUAAAUGCAACGGACUUCCGAGACAACACUGUGCUUAAUAUUUCCCAGAAAGGGAUUUACUCCACGUUUGUGUAUCAAGAACGACUGAGAGAAAUCGUUGCAAAUCAUGACACUUCGCUCCCCCUGUUUCUUUAUCUUCCUUUUCAGUCUGUUCACGAACCUUUGCAGGUUCCAGACGAGUACAAGAAAAUGUAUCCUAAUUUGAAGACUGAUGGAAGACGAACAUUUUCAGGUAUGGUUACGGCUAUGGAUAACCUCAUAGGUAACCUGACACAGUUCAUCAAGGAGAAAGGGAUGUAUGAUGACACACUGUUCAUCUUUACCGCCGACAACGGAGGAUGGACGCAGUUUUACGGGAACAACUUCCCUUUACGAGGGGGAAAGGUGACCGUUUGGGAGGGAGGCACUCGAGCGGCCGCCUUCCUGCACGGGUGGGGACUUCAAAAGACAGGUUCUCGCUACAACGGAAUGAUGCAUGCAGUUGACUGGUUCCCAACUAUUAUCACUGCUGCAGGAGGAGAGGUCAAAGACAAGGACAUCGACGGAAUGAGUAUGUGGGAAGCUAUCAGUACCUUCGGACCAUCCCCUAGGACAGAGUUCAUCUACAACUUGGACAAUUCGUCUCUACCACUUCAAGGUCAUGCUGCCAUCAGGCAAGGGGACUUCAAACUGAUCAAGGGGUUUCCUGGACUGUACAGCGGUUGGUAUCCUCCAGACCAAGAGUAUGAUCCUCAAUCCGACCUUGAGGCGUACAGCAACAUGUUAAAGUACCAAGACAUCAGAGGCAUUGCCAGGUUGUACAACGUGAAAGAUGACCCUACGGAGCAUGUGGACCUGGCCAAACAGAUGCCGGACGUGGUCCAGCGCUUGGAGGAGCGGCUGAACGACUACAUGAGACAGUAUGUUCCCCCCAACUUCCCCGCCAAUGACCCCGCCGGCAACCCGAACAACUUCCACGGUGCGUGGACACCUGGCUGGUGCUAGCGGGCUAUUUCCUGCAAGAUUAUGAAAAGUCAAACAUUUGGCGGACUGUUUUCGCGAAAUAAGGAAAGACCAAAAUCUUUGGACUUUUAUGACCGCACACCACUCCUUGGGGGAAAAGAAGAAAGUCAUAUAGAGCAAGACCAGGUUAAUAGGAAGUAAAUGAGUAAACCAUUAUAAGAGUGUUUUAUAUGAGUCGACUGCAACAUCUGAACUUUAAAUAGAACAACUCAUACAUGGUAAGACAACAGAAAAAAAUGAAGCAAAUAAAUAGUACCAAUCU